Messenger RNA from Westerdykella ornata, 4142 nucleotides. RefSeq lists its product as uncharacterized. The record is from RefSeq and is a predicted model, not a curated record. Bases 333 to 4049 code for a protein of 1238 amino acids. Gene Ontology annotation, molecular function: protein binding. The transcript is spliced from 3 exons. Gene Ontology annotation, cellular component: membrane. Lineage: Eukaryota; Fungi; Ascomycota; Dothideomycetes; Pleosporales; Sporormiaceae.
GCCCCAGAGGAAGAGCAAGAAACCUGUCCCUCAAACAAGUCUGACAGACUAUUCACUGCAACUCUUCAACACUCAUCGACGCACUUGUGCCUGCCACUGUCCGCAUUCUCCCCCGUCGUCAGGUCCCCGCCGCAGUCACCCUCACCGUCCCUCUCCCGCUGCAACCCCGCAAGAAGGCUGCGAGUCUCCCAGGUACUAUACUGACCCUCCUCGUCCCACAGCUGGCCUGCAUUCUCGAGCCUCUCGUUCUCAAACAAUAAAGACUUCGCCAUCAUCGCCUGCUUCCACGCCAUCCGAGUCGCAGUAGAAUCGCUUCCGCCCCGCCCGCCGCCAUGGACGGCCGAAAGCAGGGGAGGCCCGAGGAGGAGCUGUUUCUGCGGCCCGGCGACACCCCAGAGACUCCAACCGUGGGUCCGUUGAGGAUACAGAAGAGGGACUCGGCCUCGAAGAGCCCUCCACCGCGGUCCGAUUCUGCGGGAACCUCCAGCAAACCACCCGCCUUCUCGCGUCCGCCGCCCAUGCCAUCCUUCCCCGCGCCGCCCACUAGCCCGCCCACCGCUCCACUACCCUAUCCCGACGACCGCCCAUCCAAGCAGCAGCAGCAGCAGCAGCAGCAACAACAACAACAACAAGGUCGCUAUACCCCGCUCAGCGAGCGAGAAAGAACAGCAAGGAAUGCCACUCCGCCCGAAGCGGAUGGUAGAAGACGAGGAUCCGGCGCUGGUUCAUCGUCUCCAGCCUCACGACCACGAUUCGAUGGGAACGAUCCAAACCGCCCCACGGUAUCUGGAUAUGCACACGCGCCUGGGAGAGCUGCUGAUGGCUCCAUACAACCUUCAAGGCUGGCAGAGCGCCGCGGGACGGCUCCAAAGCCACUUCCUGAUUCUCCAGGACCAGAGACGCCUGAUAAGGAGGGUCUGUUCGCGCGUCCUCCCCAACGCAAGAACAGCGCAGACCCCAACCCCUUUCCCGACUAUCACCAGCAGUACUGGCCUCCCCCCAAGAGUGAGAGCCCCAGCAAUACCGAGUCGUCCGGGCUGAGCAUCCCGAAGCCUGCUGGUGUGAAUAGGCUGAGCUCCACAGCUUCGACAUCUACUACAAGAGCGCAGAGAGGGUCUCCUCCUCCUCCGGAAACCCCCAUAAUACCUCCCCCCGGUGGUGGCAUCGAGGCUCGCUUCGCGGCCGCCGGUAUCGCAGGGCCUGGCACUCUGAACAACCUCCAAGCGCAGACGGCAUCCAAUGCAGCUGCAGCUGCCAGAAAUCAAGUCUACGCGAACCAGCCCAGGCCAGCUAUCACGUCGCCUCCGCCUCAGCAGCAGCCUCCGAGGAGACCAUGGACGCCGACUGAACAGCCUGGAAGCCAUCCUCAUGGCCCGCCUACCGUAUAUCAGGGGAUGAAUGAGGUUCCUGGUGCUCAUGCAAGUCCCCCACGCGCGGCAUCACAGCCUCGCCCAAGCACUACAUCUCCUCCGCCUUCAAAUAUACCACCUGAGCAUCCCUUGAAUCAGGAGAUGGGCCGCAUGAACUUGAACGAAGAGCCUCCACCAGCCUAUUCGAGUCUUGCUCAUCCAGCAGGUGCACCUGGAGCUACGACGGCACAGGGGUAUCCGAUCGAAAAGCGCAAUCAGCCGGCAGCUGCGCAAACGCAACAUCCAGCAAACAUGAAUGAGCCUCAUCUGCAAGGACACCCAGCAUUUGCCAAUGAUCGACCUGCACAGGCGGGACCGUCCACCCACGCAGCUGGAGUAGCAGUGGUUGCGCCAACCCCGACAGCAGGCCAAUUUCCCCAGCAACAAUUGCAGCAUCCCACAACUCCCAGUCCAGCUCCCGCUCCAGGUCCGGGGCCGGCAUCACCUCCACCGCUUCCGGAAGGCUGGAUCGCCCAUCUGGAUCCCAACUCUGGCCAGUACUACUACAUCCACUUGCCUACGCAGUCUACGCAGUGGGAAUUUCCAAAGAACCCUACUCCCUUGAAUCUCAACGAGCCGAUGUCUCCCACGGGCACCUUUGCGAACUCGCUAGCUUCACCCAGCUUUGGGAAGGCCCCGCUGGCUUCUCCCGGUUUUCCGACACAGACGGCGGCAUUCCCAGGCGACAUGUUGGGCAUGGCUCCGCUCGCUACACCUACCGCAGCGGGCUUCACUGGACCCCCGCCAGCAGCUGGUGUGGACAUGUACAAGGUGAACCCCACGAACAGCGUCUAUUUCGGUCCCUACCUGAGAUAUACCAACAUGGAUAUCGAGCGGGGUCUGUGGCUAGGAUCGAUUCUUCUGAUCACAAACACACCACAUCCGCCUACGAUACAUAUCCACCAGAGCGUGGACCUGUCGCCAAAUCCUCGACAGCUCAAGGCGAACCCAAUUUACUCACAUCAGACAUGGAUCUUCUACAGAUAUGACAUCGAUCUCAAGAUGGAAGAGGAUCAUGCUGCAAAAUGGACAUAUGCAAUCACCUCACAUCUCGGAUGCACGCGGUUCGAGUUCCUUGUGGCAGGACGGCACGAGACUAGCUGGCGAUUUAUUGCCCAUUCGGGCAAUGAUUUUGCGCUUAAUGUGAAUGCCAACGAGAGAUCGAAGCUUGGCGGUGUUGGCUUCAUGUGGAAAGACAUUCUUCAGAAGAACGCAGAAUGCGGAGGGUUCCAUGUACAGCUAGGUCUAGGCGGGCAAAUUUACGCCGACCGCCUAUGGAAAGAUAUACCUCUGCUCAAGCAGUGGACUGCGACGAGUGGCAAGGAGAACAGGAAAAACGCGCCCUGGACGGCGAAACAUGAGGAGGAGGUUACGCAUGCGUACUUCCACUACUACACGAGUCAUUUUGAUCAGCCUCAUCUGAGAGAGGCGUUUGCUCAGAUACCGCAUAUUCUGACUCUGGAUGAUCAUGAUAUAUUCGACGGCUUCGGUUCUUACCCCGAACAUAUGCAAUUCUCCAACAUGUUCAAGAACAUUGGCCGGAUAGGAAUCGAAAUGUACCUCUUAUUCCAACACCACACCACUCUCGAGAUCCUCCGCAACGUCAACAAUGACAUGGAUCUCUUCACCAUCACCGGCACCGGCUGGCACUUCAUCAAGUACCUUGGUCCUUGCGUGGUAGUCUGCGGUCCAGACUGUCGCUCGGAGAGGAACCCGCACCAGGUCAUGGCAGGCCCGACCUACCAAGGCAUCUUCCCGAAGAUUGCAACGCUGCCGCCCAAUGUGCAGCACUGCAUUUGGAUGAUCCCGGUGCCCGUGGUGUAUCCGCGACUCGAGUCGGUAGAGUCUCUGGCCAAUACCGUGGCGACGGGCAAGAAGGCCGUGACUGGCACGUUCAACGUCCUGGGCAAGGUAACCAGCUCUGUAGCGGGUGUUGUGGGCGCCAAGCAAGUCGUGGGCGAGGGCUUCAACUCGGUCAAGAAGGCUAUCGGAAAGUCCGGUCUCAUGAGCGGCGUGCUCAGUCCGUUUGGCGAGAUUGAUCUGCUGGACGAGUUGAGGGAUCAAUGGACACACGAGUCAAAGGACCUAGAACGCACCUACCUGAUCCGCACCCUCCAGGGCAUCGCACACAACAAAUCUCUCCGCAUGACCUUCUUCAGCGGCAGCGUCGACGCCUGCGGCGCCGGCAUCCUGCACGACCCUUCGAAACCCCAGGACCACAAGACCAUGUACCAAAUCAUCGCCUCGAGCGUCGUCAACGCGCCCCCCUCCAACUACGUUUUGCGUCUCUUGCACAACAACCGAGCGCUCUACGUGCCCGCCAACGGGCACCGCAGCACGCACACGCCGAGCGACACCAAGGAAGACAUGAUGGAGAUCUUCACGCAGGACGUCAACGGCCAGCCGCGCGAGCACAAGCGCCUCAUGGGCCGCAGAAACUACGUGGCGUGCGUCAUCUACGACCCGGAGAUUGUCAAUGGCACGUUUGGGCAGGCGGUUCCCGGGCACGGCAGCGGGAAGCUGAGCCUGGCGGUGGAUUUCAUGGUGCAGGGGGAUGUCGGGGGCGGGGGGUUUGGGGGCGCCGGGUUGCCCGUCAAGUAUGGGCCGGUGAUUGUGCCGAGUUUGGAGUAUGGGAGGUAGGGGUGUAUGUAUGUGUGUAUGUAGGGAUGAGUCAGGGGGUAGGGGGGGAGUGAGUGGAAGUCCUUUUUCUGUUUAUUAGCGAGGUACUUGUGU